Megalopta genalis is the source of this 5838-nucleotide messenger RNA. RefSeq names its product zona pellucida domain-containing protein piopio (gene pio). NCBI's taxonomy places the organism in Eukaryota, Metazoa, Arthropoda, Insecta, Hymenoptera, Halictidae. The record is from RefSeq and is a predicted model, not a curated record.
CGAUUCGUGUGGUCGCGACGCCCGCUGCGAGUCCACGUAGCAACCCGUGUGAAACCCGUGAAAAGACGCGCGCGUGGUGCCUGUGAAAAAUGGCGGCCGUCCGAUGGGGUCAACCAUGGUGGUCCAGAGUGCUCGAGGUCGUUCCUGCACCGUGCGCCGGCCUCUCCUGCACCACGAAAAAGUGAACGUUCUUGCGUUAUGUUCGCGAAACGCCGCGUCGCCGUCGCUUUCUCGAGCCCCGACACGGAUCUCGGGCUAACCAGCUCCGCAAAACCUCCAUUGUCCGCCCUUCGGAACGAGCCGUGGAUCGUUACGAGGAUCGAGGAUGCCGUUCGUCGCCGAUCGAAAGUUCGUCCUGUGAUCCCGCGAGCCCGCUUUCCCCGGAGAACCGCGAUUUUCGUCGACGCCGCUGGCCCCGGGUGCCAUUUCAUGAAUGGAGGACGCGUCGGCGAAGGACAGACGAUGGUCCCAGGUGGUUACUGACCGGUUAGGCACGGUUUGAGAGGUUCUUAGCGUGCGCCGAGAAAGCACCGAUGAAAACAGUCUGGUGUUUGCAUCAUGGAAAGUGAUUUCCGAGAGGCCCCGAGUACCCGGGUACCAUUUUAUGAAUGGAGAACGCGUCCAGGGACGAGCUAACAUGGCUCGCUGUGGUCGCUGAUCGGUUAGAGCCGUUUUACAAGUUGUUACUACAAAUAAUCGAGCGAGAAAGACUAUGCUCGCCUGUGGAUAGUGAUUUUCGAGAGGUCGCAGAUUAUGGUUACCAUUUUAUGAAUGGGGAACGCGCUCUAGGGACACGGUAGCACGUACCGGAGGAUGGUUUACCGUGGUCAUUGACCGAUUCGAGACGUUCGGCGAUCGUUCGAGGCGCCUGAAAUGGGAUUACUGAACGAGGAGAACCGUUCUCGUUUCCUUGAAAGUGAUUCGCAAAUUGUUUCGAGGCUCCGGUUGCUCCGUUUUAUGAAUGAGGAACGCCUCUAGAAAGUAGAUAGCGGAUAGACGAUGAUGGCUCGCGAUGGUCGCAGACCGAUCGGAGAUGUUUGAGUCGAAAGAGCGCCGAGUGGAAGCAUCCGGGGGAACGAUUGACCGUUUUUCGGGACAGACUCCAGUUACCGAUCUAUGUUACAAGUGAUAUUUAUAUAUACAUACAUAUAUAUAUAGGGAAAAGAAACUAUUUCUUGUGCCAUGGACUGGCGGAGGGCCGUGUUGGCGUUUCUAUUGAUCACAAUAGCGAGGCACAGCAGCACACACGCGGCCCAAAUACCCCAGCAGCCGGCGACGUCCACCGCGGCGAUAGCGAGUACGGUGCAGAUCGAGUGCGCGAGCGAGUCGAUAAUCGUUCGCAUCUCGACGGAGGGCAACACGGACUUCCAUGGUCUGGUGUAUCCGCGGGGCCUGUCGAAGAACAGCUCCUGCCUUCAGGAGUACAGGAGCCAGCCCACCCCCAUAACUUACAACCUGCCCCUAAGGUCUUGCAACACCAUGCCCACCGAGCUGGACGACGGCGGUAUCGAAUACUUCAACACGAUAGUGGUGCAGCCACACCUGAAGCUGGUCACGAACCAGGGCAGAGGUUUUCACGUGAGAUGUCGGUACCAGACGCGAGACAAAGUGGUAACGAACGACCAGACGCACGUGGCCAUGUUACAAUCCCUGCCGUUGCAGGCAACAGCUCCUAUGCCAGGAUGCACGAUGAAGAUCUUUAACGGAGAUCCAACGAGGCAUCAAGUGGCGGAAAACGUGAAGAUCGGGGACCCCCUGACCUUGGUCAUUAGCAUCGACAAACAGGAAAUGUUCGGCCUGAAGAUCUCCGAUUGCCUGGUACGCGAUGGACUCGGAUGGGGGGAGCAGAAGCUCAUAAACGAUGAAGGUUGCCCGGUGGACGGCGAGAUUAUGGGACAAUUCACGUACAACGAGGACAAAACGGAGGCGAAGGUGAACUUCCAUGCGCACAAAUUCCCUUACACAGCUAGUGUCUACUACCAGUGCAACGUCAGAAUGUGCGUGAAACACGACGGAGGAUGCAGCAUCACGCCGCCGGCUUGCAAUUCGGUGUCGAGACGACGCAGGGACACUGCGAACAACGCGGUGAAAAACGUGGAGGGCCUCGACGGUGGUACAGAGGCAACCAUAGAGGUCUACAGCGGACUAUACGUGAACGAAGCCUCGGACAUUGGCUCCAGGUCUGAUUACAGCGAUGACGUCGUCAGAGAAAGGGCGACAGACGAUACAGACAGCAUCUGCAUCUCGCAGAGGAGCUUCGCCAUCGGCAUCGCGAUCGCGGGUCUGAUCCUCAUGUUAGCAGUGGUAGCCGCCAUUCUGGUACUACUAGCAAAGAGACGACACAAGAGCGUCUCGACGACAGGCUCGUCCAUCUACAGCGGCCCGUACACGAACACCGCGUACAGUCACAGCAGUUAAUUGAUCGCGUGAACCCCGGGAGAUUGCGAACCAACGAGAACGAUCAAACAGAAAAACGAUUUACGAGAACCGGCAGAAGAGAAACGAGAAGAAAUUCAAGGACGAAGAAGGAACUCGAGACGAGGUGUCUAACUUCGGAGAAGUCGAUUUUUCUCAGUCGACGACCUUGAGGGACGAUCUUCCGAAAAGAGAAAAAGAAAAAGAGUAUCGGUUCUAGGGUCGCGGCGGGGUGCCGAGAAUUUAGAUGGAUUUAAACGAGGAUACCCUUUGCUCAACUUUGCCGAUGUUAUUGUCUCUAUUUGUUCAUCGAGGAAGUAGUUAUGGGUCCGGUCGCGUGUGAAGAAGGUAUCGAGACCACUCCAAGCGUGGUCGACGCUAUUUCCUACCGGUUUCGCGGAGAUCUUGCCAUCUUGGUAGCUUUUACUGUGCGCUACUCAGAAAAGUCACUUUUUUUUUUUUAAUAAAGUAGAUUUUCGAGGACAACGGACACGAUUUUCAUGAACUUUUUGAGGCAAAAGUAGCUGUCUUGUGAGAGAAAAAUGAACUUCCAGAUUGCUGGUUCUUGAAGAAGAUGAAAGAUUCUCAAAUACACUAAAAAAAUUCUCAAGGAAGCAAAAAAGAUUCUCGAGAAGUAACUAAGGCUUCGAGGAAGCCAAAAAAUUGUUCUUUCGUGGAGAAAAUAUCUGCCUCUCAAAGGAAAUAGAAUAGCUUCCCCGCGACCCCGCCGAAUUUCGGCCACUGCCCGCUCGAUACCUUCUAACUGCACGAUAAUUCCAUGGUGCCCCAUGAACUAUCGUCUUCCGAACACGUGCCGCGACCUUCGCUCUAGAGAAAAAUCGUAGCCUAGCCCCGCGACUUGGAACGAAUCGACAUGAACCUUUUAGGAUUAAACUCUAAUAUAUAUAUAUAAAUCUAUAAAUAUAGAUACAUGUAUGUUAUAUAUAUAUAUAUACAUAAUUAAUAUUAUUAUUAUUCUAUACAUACUGUAUACUAGUCCGGUAUACGCUGUCCUAGCUAACCCUAGCAGCCGCACUAAAAAUGUAAACGAGAAAACGGCGCGCACUAUUCGCGGAUAUUCUCUGGCCCUAUGUUAUCACCGUUACAUUAUUCCGGUUGCUAAUUUAACUGAUAUCAUCCGGUCUAGCGUUUAAGGUGAAGUCAGCUAGAACAGAGGGACUGUCUUAUGCGCAUCAAACGCCCCAGUGAUCUUCUACGUAACGAAUCUCCUUGUUUCUUCGACUGGCGCGCCGGUGUUGGCGCGUUCACUGUCCGCCGUCCAUAGCAAUACCCUUUUCCCUAUUUAUAGUCAGCCGAAUGGUUCAUUUACACUGUUCGCAUCGAGAGGAAACGGUCUUCGAUCGAGCCAGCUGAGAACAUCCGCAGGGAUCCUCGAUUCUUGAGAUCGACGCGAUCGAGAAGUCAACAGGUCGAUCACCGUGUAAAUCGAACAUAAAAAUUCAUUCUGAUUUCCCUAAUCUUGAGUAAACUGGACUAUGCUGUAACAAAAAGGUGCUUAAACAUCUUGCUUCACGCGAUGAUCCCAAACGAAAUUAUUUCAUUAAACUACUGGAAAUAAUCUGUUGGAUUAUUGAAACUGCUAUUGCUAUUAAACAAUUAUCCCGAACUAUGAACAUAUUAAUGCCCUGAUCAAGGGUAUAUACAUAAUACUCUAGGUCAAUUUUCGAAAAUUAGUUUAUUAAAUUCGUUUAUAAAAUGUAGAUUCAAUAUCUUCCUCUGAUCGGCAGAAAUUGAUCCUGAAUGGUCCUGAUCGAGAUUCCAUGAUAACAACAUGUUAACAAUGAUACCUACUCAAAGAUGUUCAACUGCCCAGAUAAUUAUAUAUUCUAAACUAAAGAAGAAAGCUGAUUAGAAUUUCUGUUUCAACUUGCUUGUAUCCCCCAAGAAUGCAAGUAAUUGGCCAUAAAGAGUAACAAGGCCCUCAUACAGGAUCGGCCGUUCUCGAUCCCAGACCAGUUUCCCCAAGUUUAAACGAAUUGUAGUUCUCCUGACCGACAACUCAAUAGUUGCACGAGAUCUUUUGGAUAUUGCGUGCUUCCUACGAGUCCGCGUGCUUCGUAUUACGUGAGAUUAGGUCCCGUUGACGGAAAAAUGAGGGAACACUGUCGUCCAUGUAUCAGAUAGCGAUGAAUUGUCGGAUCGAAUUCAUGAAUUAUAAAUGAGAAGCCUCGACGUGUUUUUCCGACAACGCGACCCUCGCAUGAGUGUGGCGAAAAGCGAGUGUAUAAUCCGAUUGUAAUCCAUUUAUAACGCUUAAACGUAAAUUAGUUUAAUUGAAUCGAGGUGCUGCUCCGAUGUCGGUACUCCUUGAGCGGACCAAUUUCGGUUUCCCGCGGACGAACUCCAGGAAACACGUUUACAAUUUUGAUUCACCGAAAGGAUAUCGACGAUUUCGUGAAAGUCGAGCCAGAAAUUUUGUUAGUCCUGCUCAAGGCCUAUUCAAGGUUUUCGGCUAACCAGGAGUGCGAAUUUUUGAAGUUCGGGUUCGUCCACCGGAACCGGAAGUUCCUUCGAUUCUUCCGCGACCGAAGACAGCUUCCUCGGAACGAGCACUAUUGUGGCCGGUUUCAAAAGCGCGAUUUCCGUGCUCGAGAAUCGAGAGAAGCUGGAGAACCGACUCUUAGAACUGUUCUUAAUUGUUAAUCGUCGCGAACGAGAGGAACAAACUGCUAGCAUAAAUUGGUAGCAGUCGCGUAACUGGGUCCAACGUGGUGGUGGGUACAGAUCGUAAAAUUUACAUUUAAAGAGUGACAAUGGAAGGACACGCCAGUGUAACUCGUAACCCAUGGAUUCGAGAAGUAUCUAGAUGAAGUAUCUAAAGAAUUUUUCGAUUCGGUUUUUACGAAGGCGAUUAUGGCGACGCUCGCCCUUCGAGGAUUUUGUCUUUGCUUUUUAUGUCUAACUGGGAACAUAUUGUCGCCAGAACUUCUAAGUAUUCUUGAAUUAUUCGUUUUUGCGUUAAUAACGUACCGAAAAGUUUCAGAAAUAUUUUAUAUAGUAUCGUUUGAAAUACUAUUUGGAAUAUCUGUUUAUGUUCUUUGACUACUAUUAUCGUCGUAUCGAUACUUUGUGAUUGGUUAUUAGAAAUUCUGAGACGCAAUGUUCCGCGAAUUGGAACCAAGUGCAAUAACGUGAAGCGAUCGACAAUCCGGAGGGCUUUCGUCGCGGAUUGGUCACACUCGACGAACGUAUGGCAAACGUGAAUGUCAACGUUCGAUUGUAGCACUUUGGCAUUGGUUCAUAGCGACAUUGGGGACGAAAAUGCCUGUAUAGAGACUUUUUUUAAGGACACGCGAAACUACUCAAUGUCCCGCAACGUUUCUCUGGACCCCUGUCAACAGAACUUACAACGAACUUUGUGUAAAUAACGAAAACGUAAUAAAUCUUGUAACCAUAAACGAA